Messenger RNA from Nicotiana attenuata, 713 nucleotides. RefSeq lists its product as uncharacterized. The record is from RefSeq and is a predicted model, not a curated record. NCBI's taxonomy places the organism in Eukaryota, Viridiplantae, Streptophyta, Magnoliopsida, Solanales, Solanaceae. Gene Ontology annotation, biological process: regulation of root meristem growth. The coding region runs from base 41 to 481 and encodes 146 amino acids. Gene Ontology annotation, molecular function: growth factor activity. The transcript is spliced from 3 exons.
UGACAGACAAACAUACCCUUAACAAAAUAAAGAGGUCAAAAUGCUGUCCUUAAGUUUUAGUAGCUUUAUGCUCGUUCUGCUCUUCAUUUUGCUAUUCAUAAACGAUGCUAUUGCUCAUACUGACAAAGGUAAACAAAAUUUUGUGGUCAAUGAAGCUGGAAAUGAUAUUGUUAAGGCAGGAAGGAACCACCUUAGUGUGGAGAAGGAAGUUAUUGAAUUUGAAGGUAUAACUCCAGCAUCUAUUCAAUUUGCCAGUGACAGAGUUGGAGGAAGAAAGACAAUGUUGGAGCAAAGGAAUAUGAAGCAAAGUACUAAGAAAAUUAAAGCCAUGCCAAGUAAAGGGCAGGGAAAACUGAGAAUGCAAAGUAAAUUAAAUGGCAGAAAUAGCCAUUCUGAUAAUGUGAAGGUCAAUAGAGGAAGUUUCACAGCAUUCAGUGCUGAUUAUCACAUGCCAAGAACACACCCUCCAAAGAAUAACUGAGCUACACAAUUCUUGAAUUUUUGACGUAUCAUCAUAUUCUUUACUCUUUAUAGUUAGAUGCUCUUGUGAAAACAACUAAUUAUAUAUCGUUAUGUAUCUAAUAUUGGAAAAUCAAGCAAAGAUCUAAAGGAUUUUCAAGUUUUCAUUUGCUACAUGCAGUUUUCUUUUCUUGUUCCUUUCUCAUUGUACUAUAUAGUUAAUAAUGUUAAUGUUACAGUUUUAAUUCGUGUUA